Molecule: messenger RNA, 623 nt
Organism: Prunus mume (Japanese apricot)
Lineage: Eukaryota; Viridiplantae; Streptophyta; Magnoliopsida; Rosales; Rosaceae
Biological process (GO): defense response to other organism
Cellular component (GO): plasma membrane
Source: RefSeq, a predicted model, not a curated record
AUGGUCUACAACCCCAACAAGAAGCUCAGUAUACGAUACGACGACGUCGAGUCCUCUAUCUCCUACGGCCCCGGCUUCAUUUCGGGGACUCGGGUUCCGCCGUUCGCUCAGGGGACUAAGGAUCGUACGUCUGUCAACGCGACUUUCUCUGCGGCGAAUUCGUUCGUUGGCGCUCCGGUGGCGAGCGGCAUCGACGCGGCCAGGGCGCGUGGGAGCGUGAGCUUCAACGUGAAGCUUUCGGCUAGGGUUGAGUUUCGGAGAGGUGGGUGGAGGCUGAGGCGGCGGCUCUUGAGGGUUUUGUGCAGUGGCGUGGCGGUUUCUCUUUCGUCGAAAGGCGGAUUGGGUACUUUGGCCGGCGGGUCAAGAGAUUGCCAGGUUGUUGUUUGAGGUGAGGGCAAUGCGUCUGGUGCAAAUGGUAAUUUUUUUAAUCUCUCACUUUUCAAUUGAAGUCUCUGAAAUUGUGACAAGUUAGGAACGAGGAAUUUGUUGUUGUAUAAUUAGUAGUAAGAUGAGUUUAUGGAUUUAGGUUAAGUUGUUGUAUAUAUUUUUAACUACAAUUCUUUUGUUGUUUCUGGUUAGUGAUGGUUGCAAUUGAGUUUGUUUUUUUGUUUCUCCUCCCAAAA